AGCCUGUCCGUCCUAUCUUCCCACUCACAGAUACCGUUGUUCCCAAAGCUCACAGCGCCACCAACAACCACACACCGCUACUACACCCGUUGCCCAAGAUCGGAGGCUCCAUGGCGCCCUCACGCAGAGCGGGCCGGCUCCUCUUCCUCCCCCUCGCGCUGGUGCACCUCCUCUCCUCCUGCCCGCACACCACCAGCGGCGCGCCCAACACGGCACCGCUCUCCGUGCUCUGCAACGGCGCGGUGUACGGCGCCGGGGACCCCUUCGCGGAGAGCCUCGCCUACGUGCUGGCCGACCUGCUGGCCGCCACGCCGCAGUCCCGCGCCCGCGACGCGUACACCAUCUCCCCGUACCCGAACGCGUUCGCCUACGGCCACGCCGCGUGCCGCGCCGGUCUGACGGGCGUGGACUGCGCGAGCUGCCUCGGCUCCGCCGUCAGCCAGAUGAACGCCACCUGUGGCCACGCCGUCGGUGCGAGGGCCGUGCUCGUGGAUUGCAGCGUACGGUACGAGCAGUACGCCUUCGUGGCUUAGCUACCGCCCGGCCGGCCGGCCGGCGUCCUCUCCCUGUGUUGGCACGUCCGCGUAGGUGUGUGUAGCCUAUGGUUUGGCUGAUGGAAAUUUGGGCUGCCGAUUCAGUUUAAGAUUCUACGGUGAAACAUGUGUUGUUCCGUUUUGCUCUGCACACAUGUGUUCUAGUGUUUGUGUCCCAAUUUGUAUUCUGUUGUUUUUCUUCUCAAA
This is a messenger RNA of Aegilops tauschii subsp. strangulata, 740 nucleotides long. RefSeq names its product antifungal protein ginkbilobin-like protein. Lineage: Eukaryota; Viridiplantae; Streptophyta; Magnoliopsida; Poales; Poaceae. Gene Ontology annotation, cellular component: plasmodesma. The record is from RefSeq and is a predicted model, not a curated record.